Messenger RNA from Argiope bruennichi, 2549 nucleotides. RefSeq lists its product as uncharacterized. The transcript is spliced from 3 exons. The record is from RefSeq and is a predicted model, not a curated record. NCBI's taxonomy places the organism in Eukaryota, Metazoa, Arthropoda, Arachnida, Araneae, Araneidae. The coding region runs from base 230 to 2086 and encodes 618 amino acids.
CCGGGUUCAAAAGCAAAAGAUCCCUGUCAUGUGGAUGAUCUAGAAGCUCCUGUGAGAGGUGGUCGUCGUCGGUUCCUUCGCUCAUUUACUUCGCAGUGGACUUAAAACAAUGUGCUGGACUUAAACCCAUUUGUGACUGGACAUUAGAUUUCUGUUGACCAUCAAUAGUGUUUGUGUUUAUCUGUACUAUUUUUGGGCUGUUUAUUAUUGCAAGAAGCUUCUAAUUACAAUGUUGUGGACGCAAGCUCUCAUUGCUUUCGUGGCAGUUGCAAGUAUCGUGUUGGGUGCGGAAGAAAUCAAAGAGAAAAUCGACACUGCUGACUCUUCUCCUCCUACGGAAGGAAAAGACGAAUCAAAAGUGCUCCAAGAAAGAGGAGAUAUACAGCAAACAUAUAAACCCAACCCUCAAAAGAAAAGCGGGGGUGCUCAAGAAUCUGUAGGAAUACCCGUUAAUGCGCAUCCACCUAUCAAUCAUCUCCUCAUUCCACCACCAGGAUUAAAAAGAAAUCCAGGUCCACCUCCAGGUCUUCAAAGACAUAAAGAACUUCCCAACCAGCCGAUUUACAAAACAUCUAAUCAGAUUCUUCUGCAGUCGUAUGAAGUAGCCCCAAAUAAUCAUCCCGAUUCUGGUUCAUAUCCAGCCGGAGGACAUCAAGAAUUCCAUCAAGAUGGCAGGCAGUAUCAGGGAGGUUCUCAUCAUGAAUACACAGGUGGGCACAAUUCCAUACCCUACCAAGAAGGUGGAAAUCAAAUAGACAUUCAAGGAUAUCAUAAUCCCGAGGAGGAAUACAAGCCAGAGGAUCAAAACGGCCUGUUUCAGGGUUUCCCAAGUUUACCCCACAGUGAACCUUGGCCAUUACCCAUGCCAGAUAUGCCAAAGAUAAUUCACUUGGAUGUAAAGUGUGAAAAGAAUUUAAUGAAAGUGUCAAUAGAAUUUGAUAAGCCUUUCCAUGGAAUUGUAUUCAGUAAAGGCCAUUACAGCCAUGGUAAUUGUGUACAUUUACCACCAGGAUCGGGACAUACUAGUGUUUAUUUCGAUGUAUCCAUCAACAGCUGUGGAACACAUGGAAAUGCUCCUAAUGGUCAAUACAACAGUUAUGGAGGCCAAAAUGUUGCUGGAAGCUACUUCGAAAAUACAAUAGUUGUACAGUACGAUCCUCAGGUUCAAGAAGUAUGGGAUCAAGCUAGACGCUUAAGGUGCACUUGGCAUGAUCAGUACGAAAAAGCUGUCACUUUCAGACCAUUCCCUGUUGACAUGCUAAAUGUGGUCCGAGCUGACUUUGCUGGAGAUAAUGUAGGCUGUUGGAUGCAGAUACAAGUUGGUAAAGGUCCAUGGGCAAGUGAAGUGAGUGGAAUUGUCAAAAUCGGUCAAACGAUGACCAUGGUACUUGCCAUUAAAGAUGAAGAAAAUAAGUUUGACAUGAUGGUUCGAAACUGCAUAGCUCAUGACGGAAAACGAGCUCCUAUUGAACUUGUUGACAGCCAAGGAUGUAUUGUGCGCCCUAAGCUCAUGAGCAGAUUUACCAAAGUAAAGAACUUUGGUUCAAGUGCCUCAGUUUUAGCCUUUGCACAUUUCCAAGCUUUUAAGUUUCCUGAUUCAAUGGAUGUUCACUUCCAGUGUACUAUCCAAAUCUGUCGACCACAUUGUCCAGAACAAUGUGCAGCAGCCAAUCCUGGCAUCGGCCAUCAAAUAGCUCCUAAUCAUGAUAUAUAUGCAUCAGGUUCGUCUGCGCACGGAUCGGUGGUAAGACCUCGGGAAGAAAGAGAUGUUUCACAGAAAACUCAAUCGGAGCCGAUUGUUGAAGAAAUGACAGAAAUUGGUCUAAACAGAGUCAUUCGUGUUGUGUCCACUGGAGAUCUGGCUUUCGCUGAGCCCCCAACACAGCAGCAAAGUGUACCAGAUUUCGAAAGUCACGAGUCGGAUGAUAUGAUCUGUAUGUCUACCCCUGGUUUUGCUGCUUCUUUAAUCGUUUUGUUGUCUAUUUUAGUAGUGUCUUGCCUCGUAGCUGCUUUCCUGUGCCUCAGACAAAAAUCGCCAAGAGAUAUCAUAACAUCCAUUUCUGGGACAAUUAUCAAAAAGAAAUAAGCCUUUACAAAAUGAAAAAAUUUCAUUUCGUGUUAAAAGAGCUUAUAUUUCAUGGAGGGUGUCCAGUAGAACUAUAAGAAGUCUGAAUGAGAAAUAAGCAAACUGAUGAUACAUUCUAUUCUUUAAAAUCACAUUUACAAGAUUAUUUUUCGUUUAGAUUGUUUAUUCCUUUUAGAAUGUUUUGUAUUAUUUAAUUUUGUUUUUAUUUAUGAUUCAUGGAAAACUAAUAUUCGAGUUAAACAAGAGGAAUGCAAACGUAAUUUAUGAAUAAUUUAAAUUGCAUGCAACUUAUUAAAGAAUUAUACCAUGAGGCAAAAUAUAUAAUUAUGAGACAGACUGUGAAACAAUUUCUUAGUUUCUUUCCCUAAUUUCUUUCAUUUGCAGUCUUUUUUCAAUGACAGAAAAAAAAGUCAAACUUAGAUUUUUUAGAAGAAAUAAGGUAAAUAAUAGUUUUUUACAAGCU